CAAUUACCAUCAUAUCACUAGAAAAUGUCCCGAUAAUUCACUUCUACAUAGUACCUGGACAACCACCUACGGAAUCACACACAGCAAAAAUGUAAAACAUUACCAUCCCGCCAAACGAUCAUACUACCUACUUGAAAUUCUAUAUACGCAUACCAGUGUUCCAUCAGAGGCUCCCAAGUCAAAGCUGAGAAACGAAUUAUACUAUCAACACCAUGAAGACUGUUUCCGAAACCUUGAAUGACCUUUCGAUUUCGGUCGCACCAUCAAAAUCAAACUCGACAGUAUCCAAAGGCCUACCAGUUUCUAACCCGGGAGAGUGCUUCUGGCAAUCUGAAAAGCAUAGGUUGCAUGACCACCGAUCUACAGAAGACCUCCCAACACACAGCGAUUUAGUCAUUGUCGGUGCGGGGUAUGCUGGGGUUAGCACUGCAUAUCAUCUAGUUAAGGAGGGUGGUGACUCGGUUAAGUCAAUCACUAUUAUAGAGGCACGAGGUGCAUGUUCGGGUGCAACUGGUAGAAAUGGAGGACAUUUGAGACCAGAUCUGUACGGUCAUAUUCCAACUUAUGUUGAGCGAGGUGGACCACGUGCAGGAGCUGAGAUUGCUGAGUUUGAGAUUGCUCACGUCAAGGAGAUCAAGAAACUUCUCGAAAAGGAGAAGAUAGAUUGUGACUUUAGCCUCUGCCGUACAGUUGAUGUAUGGUGUAACGAGGAAAUGGCAAAGAAAGCUAAGGCGGUGUAUGACCAGAUGGUAAAGAACGAUUUUGAGUAUAUGGAUGAUGUCAUCUUCUAUACGGGAAAAGAAGUUGAGGGCAUCUGUGGAGUUAAGGGUGCAAAGGCUUGUGCUUCAUACACGGCUGGGAGUAUGUGGCCUUAUAAGUUUGUUCUGGGGCUUCUCGAAAUAAUCUUGCCAACAGGAAAAGUUAACUUGCAGACCAACACACCAGUGACUAGUGUAACCAGUGUAGCCAGUGGAGGCUUCACCGUUGCGACAAGCAGAGGAAAUACACAUGCUAGCAAGAUAGUAUAUGCCAACAAUGCAUACAUCUCUGCGCUUCUUCCUGAAUAUGACCAAAACAUAGUCCCUUGCAAAGGUAUCUGUUGCCGUAUAACUGUACCUGAAGGCAAGACCGCACCGCUUCUCAACAAUACUUAUAGCAACCGAACAGAAGACAACACCCUUUCAUAUCUUAUACCCAGAGCAGAUGGCAGCAUCAUCGUCGGUGGUGCCGCUUCGAAAUUUAGGCCUCAUAAAGAUCAAUGGUACAAUAACGUUGAUGACAGUAUUCUCAUCGAGUCAGCAAAAGACUAUUACGAGAAUUAUAUGCAGGAAAACUAUAAUGGCUGGGAGGACUCUGGUGCUAAAGUUGAUAAUAUCUGGACCGGAGUCAUGGGGUAUUCUUACGACUCAAACCCUCACGUUGGUGAAGUACCUGGAAAACCUAGUCAGUUUGUAGUUGCCGGGUUCAAUGGUCAUGGUAUGCCAGUCAUUUGGUUUUGUGGUAAAGCUGUUGCCAAGGUGGUCUCAGAAGAUGUACCGUUCGAGAAGACUAGUGUGCCACGAUUAUUCAAGACGACUCAAGAGAGAAUAGAUCGGGCCAAGAGUGGAAGCGAAGAGCAGGGUGAUAUCCUUGGUACCGGAAAUCUGAAAGCUAUAAAGCAAUGAGAGACGCCUCGGUUUCUCUUAUUUUUAUAUCGCUCUAGUAUCUCUAUUGCAAUGGAGAGCGGUUACACAUAGCUGGAUAAAGUAAUAUGGGUGGAUAAAAACACAUUGCGUCCUUGAACUAGCUUAUAGCAGCAAAUUGCCAGCUUAUCAUAGGCUUUUAGUUGUUAAAAAUAUUUGCCAAGACAAUCCUCGGCUGAUAGACAUGGAGUCUGUAUUCCGAUUCAUCAAUAUCGCUGCUUUGGAUGAAUGGAUUUACGGAGUAAACCUAGAAUUAUUACUGUUAUAUUAUAUGCUCUUUAUUCACAGGCUCCUGGUUCUUCAAAU
This is a messenger RNA of Botrytis porri, 1988 nucleotides long. RefSeq lists its product as uncharacterized. Gene Ontology annotation, molecular function: oxidoreductase activity. Lineage: Eukaryota; Fungi; Ascomycota; Leotiomycetes; Helotiales; Sclerotiniaceae. The transcript is spliced from 2 exons. Bases 213 to 1664 code for a protein of 483 amino acids. The record is from RefSeq and is a predicted model, not a curated record. Gene Ontology annotation, cellular component: cytoplasm.